Messenger RNA from Tarenaya hassleriana, 2322 nucleotides. Its product is annotated as subtilisin-like protease SBT4.5. The transcript has 10 exons. Gene Ontology annotation, molecular function: serine-type endopeptidase activity. Gene Ontology annotation, biological process: proteolysis. Lineage: Eukaryota; Viridiplantae; Streptophyta; Magnoliopsida; Brassicales; Cleomaceae. The coding region runs from base 45 to 2162 and encodes 705 amino acids. The record is from RefSeq and is a predicted model, not a curated record.
CAGCAUCCAACCAAGAUGAAGACAAACAGGUAUAUAUCGUGUAUAUGGGUGCGAUUCCAUCGAAUGCGGAGUACAUGACUACGUCCCAACACAUUAAUAUCCUUCAAGAGGUCACCGGAGAGAGUUCGAUCGAGAAUCGCUUGGUGAGAAGUUACAGGAGGAGUUUCAAUGGGUUUGCAGCUACACUCUCUGAUUCUGAAAGAGAAAGAGUGGCCAAUAUGGAAGGAGUGGUGUCUGUGUUUCCAAACAGGAAACUGCAGCUCCAAACGACGGCAUCAUGGGACUUCAUGGGGUUCAAGGAGAACAAAACGAAGCGUGUUCCGAAUCUCGAGAGUGAUAUAAUCGUCGGUGUCAUCGACAGCGGAAUCUGGCCUGAAUCUGCCAGUUUCGACGACAAUGGCUUCGGUCCUCCUCCAAAGAAAUGGAAAGGCGAGUGUGACGGAGGCAAAAACUUCACCUGCAACAACAAGAUCAUCGGGGCUCGGUACUACAACAGUAGUGACGUAUUUGCAGGAACUCCGGAGUCAGCGAGGGACCGCAUUGGUCACGGCUCUCAUACAGCAUCGACGGCCGCCGGAAACAGUGUUGAAGACGUGAGUUUCUAUGGCCUCGGCCUUGGAACCGCGAGAGGGGCCGUUCCUGCAGCAAGAAUCGCGGCUUACAAAGUCUGCGAUCCGAGCUGCUCCUCUGACCAGUUGCUUUCCGCGUUUGACGAUGCAAUCGCGGACGGAGUCGAUGUCAUCACCAUCUCCAUAGGAGGCCCGCCGACAACGUUCGAGCAAGACCCUAUAGCGAUCGGAGCAUUCCACGCAAUGGCUAAAGGGAUUCUGACUGUGAAUUCGGCAGGAAACAGCGGUCCUUCACCGGGCACAGUCUCGAGUGCCGCGCCUUGGAUUCUCUCUGUGGCCGCAAGUAACACUAAUCGUGCCUUUCUCACCAAAGUUGUUCUUGGAGAUGGCAAGACAAUCGUUGGAAGAUCGGUGAAUCCGUUUGAUCUAAACGGAGUAAAGUAUGAUCUGCUGUACGGAAAAUCUGCUUCAAGUACAUGCGACGAAGAGUUUGCCCAGCAUUGCUUGCCCGGAUGUUUGGACGAGAAACUGGUGAAGGGAAAGAUCGUGCUGUGUAAUUCUUCAAGCGACAUCCUCGUGGCUGAAAGGGCCGGAGCUGUCGGAACCAUUGUGAAGGGUACCGCGAAAUUAGAUUUCUCCACCGUAUACUCUUUUCCUGCCGCUGCUUUGUCCGAAGACCAAUAUGAAACAGCCGUUUCUUACGUGAUCUCCACAAAAGAUCCGAAAGUAUCUAUCCUGAAAAGUGACGUGAGUAUGAAGGAGACAGCUCCAGUCGUGGUUUCAUUUUCUUCUCGUGGUCCAAACACUCUCAUUCCGGAUAUCUUGAAGCCGGACGUGACAGCACCGGGAGUUGAAAUCUUGGCUGCUUACUCUCUCGACGUUUCUCCGUCAGGGGCUGAACGCGACACCAGACGUGCAAAGUAUUCUGUUGUUUCUGGAACAUCCAUGUCUUGUCCGCAUGUCGCAGGUGCAGCCGCGUAUCUGAAAACGUUUCACCCUGACUGGUCUCCGUCCAUGAUCAAAUCCGCCAUCAUGACAACCGCUUGGCCAAUGAACGCUACUGAGGGCGCCGCGGGAUCCGAGUUCGCCUAUGGAUCUGGCCAUUUGAAUCCAAUAGCAGCUACUGACCCGGGACUCGUUUACGAAGCCACGAAAGCCGAUCACAUAGCGCUUCUAUGCGCAUUGAACUUAACAACCACGUCGCUCAGACUCAUCUCUGGAGACAACAGCACUUGCACCAAAGAACAGGCCGACACAUUGCCCCGAAACCUCAACUACCCCUCCAUGGCAGCUGCAAUUUCAUCGCAGGGGGCGUUCAACGUGACAUUUGUAAGAACUGUCACAAACGUCGGUAUGGCGAACUCAACGUACAAAGCGGAGGUUGUCAAAGGAGCGGGCUCUUCCAAGAUCGAUGUCAAGGUUGAACCAGAUGUUCUGUCUAUGAAGUCAGUGUACGAGAAGAAGUCUUUUACAGUGACAGUUUCAGGAGAAGCCCCCUUGGCAUCGGAACCAGCGUCCGCAACUCUGGUCUGGUCGGAUGGCUCCCAUACAGUGAGAAGUCCCAUUGUUAUUUUCGCCGCCCCUCUCUUCUGAUGGUCUCCAUACCGUUAGAUGAAGCAUUGCUAGAAUUGGAUCUUCUCUCUAUUUAUGGUGUUUGGAACGGGAAGAAAGCUUGGACCCACAAAAUCUUUUGUAAUGUUUUAAUCUUUGAUUCUUGCAUGGUGACGUAACAAUAUUAUAUAUCAUCAACCCA